AUGGCUGGUCUAGUCGCAUACGCCAGCAGUGACGAUGACGAUGAAGUUCAAGACGUCGUUCCCGAGAAGACUGAGAACUCCAAGACGAGCACACCUCCCGUUCAAAACACCGACUCAAAUUCUACCAAGCAACCCUCACCACCACCCCAAAAACAUCAUGAGGCUCCAGAGCCAGAAGUAACGAUCGGCCCAGUCCAACAACACUCAGUCCCGCUAGGCCCAGCCUUACCACAAAUGGAACCACAAGGUCCCGAAGGCCCUCCAUCCCAAGCAGACGACGGCCAGCCCCGAGCCUCGCCGUACACGGCCUCCCGCGCCCUGCUCCGGGACCUGACCCUUCCCACCGUCCCGAACUUCGACAUCCCCCCCUCGCCGCCGGGCUCGCCCCUCCCGGCCCUGGAAACCAAAUUCACGCAGUUCCUGGAGCUCAAGAACAAGGGCGUCCACUUCAACGCCAAGCUCGCCCAGUCGGCCGCCCUGCGCAACCCGAGCCUGACGGACAAGCUCCUGGGCUUCGUCGAGCUCGACGGCCGCGCGGGCUACGCCACCACCCUGCCCCGCGACAUCUGGGAUCCCACAUCCGAGGAGAGCCUGCCCGAGUGGGCUUCCAGGACCGCGCUGCGUCAGAGCCAGGAGCGGGUGCGCGCCGACCGCGCCGAGCUGAGGAGGGCCGGCGGGCCCGUCGAGUUCGUUCCUGCUGCUGCUGCUGCUGCUCCCGCUUACGAAGUCGCCGUACCCGGGGGUAACGAGGCGACGGAGCAAGGGGGCCUUCGCCCGGGUAAGCGAAAAGCGGGCGCCUGGUGA
Colletotrichum karsti is the source of this 804-nucleotide messenger RNA. RefSeq names its product HCNGP-like protein. Gene Ontology annotation, biological process: regulation of DNA-templated transcription. The transcript has 3 exons. NCBI's taxonomy places the organism in Eukaryota, Fungi, Ascomycota, Sordariomycetes, Glomerellales, Glomerellaceae. The coding region runs from base 1 to 804 and encodes 267 amino acids. The record is from RefSeq and is a predicted model, not a curated record. Gene Ontology annotation, cellular component: nucleus.